GUGGGGAUGGUGCUCCUCUCGACGCAAGGUUAGGCACGUUUGAAAGAAUUUUUUUUUGAAGAAAUUUCACUUCAUGUGAAAUAAUGGCACCGUAAAGAGUUUUGAGGUGGUUUAAAAUGAGGGGAUUUAUUAGGACGUUUAUUAUUUUUUUAUUUAGUGUGGUGAUUUGUAAUUCACAAGUGCAGGAAAUUUUUAGGGAUAUUAGAAGACUCUUCAAUAUCGGCGAUGGUGUAAUUGAUGAUGCAGAAGACAUAAGUGCAGAAUACGACUUCAUUGUUAUAGGAGCAGGUUCUGGAGGAAGUGUGGUGGCAAACAGAUUAACAGAGAAUCCAAAAUGGACAGUCCUGCUAUUAGAAGCUGGAAGAGAUGAAAGUUUUAUAACAGACAUACCACUUUUGGCUGCUUUUCAGUCUACCACAGGUUACAACUGGGGUUAUAAAAGUGAAAAACUGAAAACAGCCUGUUUGGGACUCAUCGACGGAAGGUGCAACAUAGCUAGAGGAAAAGCACUAGGCGGAACUUCAGUAACAAAUUUUUUACUGUACACCCGUGGAAGCAGGUUAGAUUUCGACAUGUGGUCACGCAUGGGUAAUGAAGGAUGGAGUUAUGACGAAGUUUUGCCCUAUUUCAUUAAAUCAGAGAACUGCACUAGCUGUGGAGAAAUAGACAAACCUUUUCAUGGAACGGAUGGCUACUUAAAUAUUGAACACCCAGGAUAUGAAAGCCCAACCGUUAAACUGUUUCUAAAGACUGGUCUAGACCUGGGUUAUAAAAAUAACGAUCCAAAUGGAAAAAUUGGUUUGGGUUUUUCUAGGGUGCAGGCAACGAUGAAGAAUGGUGCUAGGUGUAGUGCAGCUAAAGCAUUCUUGAAACCUAUUAGAUAUAGACGCAACUUACACAUAUUAACUCAAUCAAGAGUUACUAAACUUCUUAUUAAUCCACAAACGAAGCAAACGUAUGGAGUAGAAUUUCUAAGAAACAGAAAAAAAUAUUCCAUUAGAGUAAAAAAAGAAGUUAUACUAAGCGCUGGUUCUGUGAAUAGCCCACAGAUUUUAAUGCUGUCAGGAGUUGGACCUCGAGAUGUUUUGGGAAAAGCUAAAAUUAAAAUUAUACAAGAUCUUAAGGUCGGAUAUAAUUUGCAAGAUCACAUGGCAAUGUCCACUCUUACGUUUUUGGUCAACGAAAGUGUAACAGUGUCUGACCGACAAAUGCAAAAUCCUGUUCACAUUUACAACUAUCUCGUAAGAGGCAAAGGUCCGUACACUAUUCCUGGUGGAGCAGAGGCUUUAGCUUUCAUAAAGACCAAAUACUCAACGAGCAGCGACGACUAUCCAGAUAUCGAGUUAGUGCUAGGAGCAGGUGCUCUUACGGGAGACACUUUUGGCAGCUUUCGGGGUUUACUAGGAAUUCCAGACUCACUCUAUCAGAGGGUUUACGAACCUUUAAGUAACAGAUCGGCAUUCGGCAUUGCCACCGUCUUGUUGAGGCCGAAGAGCAAGGGUAGAGUUCUAAUAAAGGAUUCAAAUCCAUUACACUGGCCUAUUAUAAGGCCGAAUUAUUUUGAAGAAGAAGAAGAUAUAGCGACAAUGGUCGAAGGAAUUAAGACGGCGAUUUCAAUAGCAGCAUCCAAACAUUUCCAAAAAUAUAAUACCACUCUAAACACAAUUCCCUUUCCGGGUUGCGAGAACAUAGUAUUUGGCACUGAUGAGUACUGGGCGUGUGCUAUUCGUCAUGUCGCCACCACUCUGGGACAUCAAGUGGGAACAUGUAAAAUGGGACCUGUUACUGAUCCUGAAGCUGUAGUUGAUCCUCAAUUAAGGGUAUACGGAAUUAAAGGUUUAAGGGUUGUUGAUGGAUCUAUAAUGCCAAAUAUUGUAGCUGGUCAUACGAAUGCUGUGAUAUUCAUGAUCGGGGAAAAAGCAUCCGAUCUUAUAAAAGUUACCUGGGGUAGCAGUUAAUGCCAAUAGUAAAUAUAAAUACCUAAUUCCUGUACAUAUACUUUAAUUUUGUAAAUAUACUUAGUAGCUAAAACUUUAAGCCAUAUUCUUUUUUUCAUAUUUUUUAAGAAGCAAACACAAUGAUGUAUUAUCUGUGUAUUACAGGAGGAAGUACUCGAUCUAUUAUUCCAGUGAUGAUAUUUCUGUAACUAAUUUUUUU
Messenger RNA from Anoplophora glabripennis (Asian longhorned beetle), 2157 nucleotides. Its product is annotated as glucose dehydrogenase [FAD, quinone]-like. Bases 117 to 1958 code for a protein of 613 amino acids. NCBI's taxonomy places the organism in Eukaryota, Metazoa, Arthropoda, Insecta, Coleoptera, Cerambycidae. The transcript is spliced from 6 exons. The record is from RefSeq and is a predicted model, not a curated record. Gene Ontology annotation, molecular function: flavin adenine dinucleotide binding; oxidoreductase activity, acting on CH-OH group of donors.